AACUCACUUCCGGUUAGUGUAGCUCACAGUCGGUCCUGGCGGCGCUUAAAUUGGAAGCCCGCGGGUCAAUUUUUUUAAAGAUUCUGUUUGGUGUGAUCCGAUUGGUAUCGGAGCCAUCAGAACCGCAGCCAUGACGGUGGGAAAAAGCAGCAAGAUGCUGCAGCACAUCGACUACAGGAUGCGCUGUAUCCUGCAGGAUGGCCGCAUAUUCAUCGGAACCUUCAAGGCCUUCGACAAACACAUGAAUCUCAUCUUGUGCGAUUGUGAUGAGUUCAGGAAGAUCAAGCCGAAAAACUCAAAGCAGCCAGAGCGUGAAGAGAAGCGAGUUCUUGGCCUGGUGCUUCUCAGAGGGGAAAACUUGGUGUCAAUGACUGUUGAGGGUCCCCCCCCUAAAGAUACUGGCAUCGCUAGAGUGCCUCUGGCUGGUGUGGCAGGGGGACCAGGCGUGGGCCGUGCGGCAGGCAGAGGUGUCCCUGCUGGGGCUCCUAUGGCUCAGGCGCCUGCAGGGCUGGCUGGGCCUGUCAGAGGAGUUGGAGGUCCUUCGCAGCAGGUGAUGACACCACAGGGCAGAGGAACUGUAGCAGCUGCAGCGGCUGGGGCCAGCAUUGCUGCCGCACCUACACAGUACCCACAAGGGAGGGGAGGGCCUCCACCACCCAUGGGCAGAGGAGCACCCCCUCCAGGUAUGAUGGGACCCCCUCCAGGCAUGAGGCCCCCGAUGGGACCACCGAUGGGAAUGCCCCCUGGCCGUGGUGCCCCUAUGGGAAUGCCCCCCCCAGGAAUGAGGCCACCACCCCCUGGUAUGAGAGGUCCUCCUCCCCCUGGGAUGCGUCCCCCCAGGCCCUGAGUGACCCCAUCCCCUUUGGCCCUCUGAAGUUUGACCAGAACACGUUGGAAUUUGGCUUGCCCCACAUCAAGCUGUUGUAUAGUUCUGUUUUGUAUUUUUUAAAUAAAUGUCUUUUGGACAAUA
This is a messenger RNA of Brienomyrus brachyistius, 970 nucleotides long. RefSeq names its product small nuclear ribonucleoprotein polypeptides B and B1 (gene snrpb). Lineage: Eukaryota; Metazoa; Chordata; Actinopteri; Osteoglossiformes; Mormyridae. Gene Ontology annotation, cellular component: catalytic step 2 spliceosome; cytoplasm; U2-type prespliceosome. Bases 131 to 847 code for a protein of 238 amino acids. The transcript has 7 exons. Gene Ontology annotation, molecular function: RNA binding. Gene Ontology annotation, biological process: mRNA splicing, via spliceosome. The record is from RefSeq and is a predicted model, not a curated record.